AUGGAUACUCAAUUCGAACCUUUAGAUAUCAUUGGUACUGGUUCAUUCGGUAUCAUUCGUAAAGUUAGAAGGAUUCAUGACGGUUUGAUUCUAGCUCGUAAAGAACUCAACUAUGGUAGAAUGGAUGAACGUGAUUUACGUCAACUUGGUGAAGAAGUUAAUAUUCUUCAAAACUUACGCGGUAAUGAUCAUAUCGUCAAGUAUUUUGAACGUUAUGUUGAUAAGCAGAACUUUAUGCUUUAUAUUUUGAUGGAAUAUUGCUCGCAAGGUGAUCUUGCUGCAGUCAUCUCUCGUUGUAGGAGAGAUCAAGUCCAUUUGAGCGAAGACACAAUAUGGUCCUAUCUAGCCCAAAUCACUACGGCACUUUUAGAUUGUCAUUCAGCGGAAAUGAGUUCUGAAGAGGGUGGAAAGAAGAAACCUAUCAUUCUACAUCGAGAUAUCAAACCUGAAAACGUUUUUCUCAAUCACUUUGGAUUAGUCAAACUUGGUGAUUUCGGUUUGAGUAAGGCAAUGGAAAUGGCUGCAUUCACAAAUACUUACGUUGGGACACCUUAUUACAUGUCACCGGAACUGAUCAACGGUCAGAAGUAUGAUGUCAAGUCAGACAUCUGGGCACUCGGCUGUCUGAUGUACGAAUUAUGUGCUUGGCAUCCACCCUUCCAUCAAGCUCAAACUCAACCUGAACUCGCCAAGUUGAUUCGAGAGGGCAAGAUUCCUAACUUGCCACGUGGUUAUUCAUCUCAGUUAACAGCUCUGAUCAAGUCUAUGUUACGACAAGAUGUGCGUGUUGAGAUAUGUUUCCUUUCCGCUCUCACGUACUGA
This is a messenger RNA of Melampsora larici-populina 98AG31, 822 nucleotides long. RefSeq lists its product as uncharacterized. Lineage: Eukaryota; Fungi; Basidiomycota; Pucciniomycetes; Pucciniales; Melampsoraceae. Gene Ontology annotation, cellular component: centrosome; cytoplasm; nucleus. Gene Ontology annotation, molecular function: ATP binding; protein kinase activity. The record is from RefSeq and is a predicted model, not a curated record. Bases 1 to 822 code for a protein of 273 amino acids. The transcript has 4 exons. Gene Ontology annotation, biological process: chromosome segregation; protein phosphorylation.